AAGUCAGUCGGACUUGUUUCCUCUCAAGUUGUGGUGGAGUACGUACGUACGUAGCGGCAGAGGAGAAAUGCUGGAUUUUAUCCGACCGUGCUGUUAACUUGCUAAUUGGACUCUGCUGGAGAGAAGAGUUUAUCCACCCCGAUUACCAUUUGUCCUCAGCACAAGGUCAAGACAGGCCGCCUUGGUUGGAGACAAAGUCAACUCGGAUAUAAUCAUCGCAGAGAAAGUCCAACCGUAGUUGUGCCUCACAUUUAGGACGGUCGCCAUCAUCACAUCCGGUCAGCAAAGAGUAGCAGCUGCCACUUGCUCCUCUCGAGGUCGUUCGAUUCAUUGAAGAGUAAUCAAAAAUCAAGGCCUCACGUGGGAAAAAGAUGCCACUGGAAACAUUUGAAAUUCAUCUGGACAAUCCGCACCGGUCAUAUUUUGCGGGGCAGAAUGUGUCCGGCCAAGUGGUCAUUGGACUCACAGAGAGAUCCAAACUCAUUCACGGAAUAAAGCUGAAACUGCAAGGAAAAGCAAAGACGCAUUGGAAGGAGACGAGUGGGAGAUCCACCACUCACUUUGCGGAGGAAGAAGUUUACAUUGACGAGAAAGUUUACCUGGUCGGAUAUGAGACGGACAGCUCGGAGAUGACUUUGGAGACGGGGAAUUACAAGUAUCAGUUCAACUUUCUCCUCCCGGAUUCUCUCCCCUCUAGCUAUUGCCACAAGUACGGCGAGGUCAAAUAUUUUGUGGAAGCCACAAUCUCUCGGAAUCGGAAGCCCAACUAUGUCUCCAAAGUUGCUUUCACGGUCAAUGGCAUACUCGACCUCAACAAGGAAUCCGAAGCGGCUCGAGAGGGAGAAAUGUCGAAUGAGAAGGUCGUGUGUUGUUUCUGCUGUGCGAGUGGUCCGCUCGGAUUUCACUUCAAACUGCCGAAAAAAGGAUUCGUCCCCGGUGAGAGAAUAGGGUUUCAGAUCCAUAUGUUUAACCAUUCCAGUCGGCACAUAACCUGCACUGCGGUGGCCCUUAUACAGGAGCUAAAGUUCACGGCAGAUUUGGAACGUACAAAGACCAAGUCAGUACAAAUGGCGCAAGUGGAAGGACCCAAGUUGUCCUCUGGCGACAGCACAGAUUGGAUUGUAACCUCUGACGUGUCCAUGUUGAAAGUACCGUCCGUUCCACCAUCCCGUCUCGAUGGCUGUAAAAUCAUUGACAUUGGAUAUCACAUCAAGUUUAAGAUGGAAGCCAAGGACUCUGCGACGUUGAAAGAGUGCUUGCCCAUCGUUAUCGGGACAAUACCGCUGAGGGAUGACUUUAAUCAAAUUGAUGGAGUGCAAAGAAUUCCGAUCAUCAGUCAGCCAACUUCUACGCCAGCAUCGGACGCAUUCUUCCUCGCCUCUUACGCCGACCUUCCUCCCCCAACGUAUGAGGAGGCAAUAAACGGCACGAAAGCUGAAGAUGCAGAAAGCAGUUGCUCGGAUCCGCCAGAUUAUGGCUCCGUUGAUUGGAAGUCUUUUAUUCCUCGCUACGUCAGCUACAGAUUUUCUGCUAAAUAGCUUUCUAAUCUGGCCAUUGUUGUUAUCUAAAUAGUUGUUGCGAGUUUUUUGUAUGCCAUGUUCAACUAAUUAUUAUUAAACUAAUUAAUUAUACUGUUGAGAACCAUAUACAUUAAUUGUUGAAUUAUUGAUUGUAGUAAAGUAGAACAUUUGAAGGAAGCUAA
Messenger RNA from Folsomia candida, 1702 nucleotides. Its product is annotated as arrestin domain-containing protein 17. The transcript has 8 exons. Lineage: Eukaryota; Metazoa; Arthropoda; Collembola; Entomobryomorpha; Isotomidae. Bases 372 to 1538 code for a protein of 388 amino acids. Gene Ontology annotation, biological process: protein transport. Gene Ontology annotation, cellular component: cytoplasm. The record is from RefSeq and is a predicted model, not a curated record.